AUGAGCAGUGUUCGGCAAAAACGCUAUAUUGACGGGUUUCCAUCCCUGGCACAUUUCAUCGCCAGCGACCGAGACGGAACUUGUGCAAUUUUCAAGCGCUUCAAUCGGCUCGCUGCCCGAAACCUACUCAUUUUACAAAGCGAGCUAGCAGAGCUGGAGGCUAAACUUGAUGCAUUUGAUGACGAGGACAGGGCAACCGCGGAGUCAUUGCAAAGCCUGAGGAACUGGAAGAGUUAUAAGGAUAGGAAUGAGAAAGACUCAGAGAGAAGACGCCUAGUGCGACAGAUGCAGGUUACAUUAAAAGACUACAGAGAAGCACUAGUCUUUGAAAGCACCCUGGCGACAAUUCCACCGCCGGAUAGAAGGACACUUAAGGCGUUUCGAAUUAACUUCUUCCAUGGACACCCUGAUAAUAUCAGCUCAUUUCCUAUGCUCGGUGGCUACGGCUCGCAAUUAUUUGACGAUCCUGAUGAUCUCUUGGUAUUGCACACUCAAGAACCGCCCGAUAGAUUGACAAUGUUUAUGCAAGACUAUUUCGGUUAUCUAUUCGAGGAGCCUGGAAAUACACUCGGCUCUGAAAUAGCCUAUACUUCUGGGAAAAGAAUUGCGACCUUUAUCUCAUGUCUGAGUAUCUUACUUGCCGCUUUGUUAUUGAUCGGGGCUAUAGUUAUCCUCUAUAACGUUAAGUCGCAUAACCUGAAACUCGGCCUUAUAGCUCUUUUCACAAUACUCUUCUCGGCAAGCAUUGGCUUAUUAACGAAUGCAAGAAGGGCAGAGGUAUUUGGGGCCACAGCAGCAUACGCAGCUGUGCUGGUUGUCUUUGUCAGCGGCGAUCUGGGUAGUUAG
Messenger RNA from Fusarium venenatum, 846 nucleotides. RefSeq lists its product as uncharacterized. NCBI's taxonomy places the organism in Eukaryota, Fungi, Ascomycota, Sordariomycetes, Hypocreales, Nectriaceae. The record is from RefSeq and is a predicted model, not a curated record.